UUGACAUGUAAGGGGAGACUUGAGCCUCCAUAUUUCUUCCCUGAAGCUCCCACCCCUGUAUCUGCCCUUCUUGGCACAGGAGGUUUUUUUCUUUUUUAAAAAAAUAAAAAUAAAGCAGAAUCAGAGAAGUUUUCUAAAGACAAUCGAGGAAUUUUCAUGGAGUUUGGAAUUGAUGGCUCUAUUCAUGGUGAGACAGUAGGAAAUGCUAUCGUGAGGGAUGUUAGCUGUAUAGAGGAUGAAAUCAAAACAGGUGGUAGUUCAGUUGAACCAACUUAUAAACAGGAUCAAAGUGAUACACAGGCUCAAGAUUCUUCUGGGGGGGAUACAAUUCCAUCAGCAGUUCCUGCAGUAUCAGUUUUUUCAGCUGAGGAGCCCUAUGUGGGUCAAGAGUUUGAGUCUGAAGCAGCAGCGCAUGCUUUUUAUAAUGCAUAUGCCACAAAUGUUGGAUUUGUCAUACGUGUAAGUAAACUCUCUCGAUCAAGACGUGAUGGGUCUGCUAUUGGACGGGCACUUGUUUGCAAUAAAGAGGGUUAUAGAAUGCCUGACAAGCGCGAAAAGAUUGUAAGGCAAAGGGCAGAGACAAGGGUUGGCUGCAGGGCGAUGAUUUUGGUCAGGAAAGUAAGUUCUGGUAAAUGGGUAGUUACAAAGUUUGUUAAAGAGCACACACAUCCUUUGACACCAGGAAAAGGUAGAAGGGAUUGCAUUUACGAACAAUAUCCGAAUGAACAUGAUAAAAUUCGGGAACUCUCCCAGCAGUUGACUUUAGAGAAAAAGCGAGCAGCAACCUAUAAAAGGCAUCUUGAAUUGAUAUUUGAGCAUAUUGAGGAGCACAAUGAAAGCCUUUCAAAGAAAAUACAGCACAUAGUAGACAGUGUGAAGGAGAUGGAAAACAAAGAACCACAGAGUCAUAGAUAGGGCCAACUUUCAACAAGUUAGUUUUUGAUAUUUAUUUUUUUCACUGGAUGAAACAUGAAAUCAACCGCUGGUUCAAUGUCGCAGGACAAAGCAUUUAAUAAUAUCUGAUAAUUGCUGACUUGCGGUAUCUGCUGCGGUCCAGUCCAAUUCUAGUUGUCAGGCGGUUCUGUACUUCAGUUUGUUUGGUUUUUAUAGAAUUUAUUUAGUUUUUCCCUUUUAAUUCCAUGGUAAUUUUCGCUGGUAGAAGAAUCUAGUUGAGUCCAUGUACAGGCCUUGUGAGUCCUUUCUUAUGAAGUUUGUCUAACAACGUAUUGACAGCCAUAACGGGCAUUUAAAUGCCCUGAUAGUGUUGAAUCAUUCCAUUGUUGAUUUCGUGAGAUUUGAUUCAAGGCUCCCUUAUUAUGUAUA
Prosopis cineraria is the source of this 1323-nucleotide messenger RNA. Its product is annotated as protein FAR1-RELATED SEQUENCE 5. Bases 157 to 915 code for a protein of 252 amino acids. The record is from RefSeq and is a predicted model, not a curated record. The transcript is spliced from 3 exons. Lineage: Eukaryota; Viridiplantae; Streptophyta; Magnoliopsida; Fabales; Fabaceae.